AUGGCCGCAAUCCUGUACAGGCCGGCCGUCUUGCCCGUGCAAACGCCAGCGCCGACCGUCUUCGUCCCACCGCUACGAGGAUUGGCACGCCGCUUCGACAAUACCACCAGUACUGCAAGCGCACCGAGUCCGACACGAGACUGUUCUAAUUUCAACGGAUUCGAUACGUGCAGCGCGAGCGGCGACUAUGGCAGCUGUCUCGCCAGCAACGACGUCGCUUUCUGCAACUGCAAUAAUGGCAUACAAUACCUGGACUGCGUCUCGGCAGCCAUCGACUCAGCAGGGUGCCAAGGUGCCGUGGCUGGUGUUGGCAGCGACUGGGGCGCCUACGAACGAAACUGGUAUCAGACUGCUUGUCCCACCACUCCUCCGGCUGCAGUCAUGACACAGCUUCCUCAGCCGUCCUCCGUUUCUCUUGACUUGGAACCCGUCGCUGUUGUCACCCCCUCGGCCCCGAUCACCGAAGCUCCUACGCCAAUCGUGCAGCCCAGUUUCACCGACGGAGGGGAGCUCUUGGCCGGAGACUGCAAAUCGACCUCGUACACUCUGGUGGACGGUGGGGACAUGGUGUUCUACGCCGCCUUUGUUGGGUGUAACGCAGACCGGCCGCAGUGCUGUCCCUGGAAUGUGUCCACCGGCGCUUCUCAGCCGGACAACUCGCCGGCUCUCGAAGUGACCGAUGCCCCGCCGGGCCGUGUCGCCGAGCCCGGCCAGUUCCCAAUCCCUGCGGACCACGCAAAGGCCAACCUCGAGCGAUGCCCGCAAGACUACUACUCUGUGUCUGGGCAGUGCUGUCCAAACGGCUACUACAAAUUCACGCGGUUGGUCGCCUACCAGACACCAUGCUUCAGCUCCUUCAAAGAGAGAGCAACACCGCCACAGAUAACCGCAGGCCUGGCCGCAAACCCCAAGAAUUCUGCCCUCCCCACCUCGGCCGUCGUCAACGUGGCGUGGGCCAUGGGGUUCAACACUUCGGGAGACUCAAACCCUCCCCUGUCAACGGGCGCCUCGAUCGGGAUCGGAGUCGGCGCUGGCGUGCUAGCCAUCUCGAUCGGCGUCCUCGCCGCCUUCCUCAUAUUUCGCUGGCGGAGGAACAAGAAGGCAAAAGCAGCAGAAGGGGUACAGGAGCAGCAGGCCGCCACCCAGUUUGACCCCUACCAACAGGGAAUGACAUACCAGCCGGGAUAUCACGCACCACCCGGGAGCCCGCCGCCACAGACAGUCAGUAUGGCGCAUCCAAUGAGUCCCCCUGCGGAAUACAAGUACAGUCCUCCAAGUGCCUCUCCGUACGGCGGCGGUGGUGGAGGAGCGGGAGGAUGGGAUCAGAGUCAAGGCUAUGGCUUUCCGCAUCCGCAACAGUACCCGCACCAGCAGAUGGGCUCAUACGGGGGACAGGCUUACCGGUAGUGUCGUGGUGUCGGCUUGGUUCGGGUUAUGCCUUUUUUACUGGUCUAUCGGCGUUCAGGGGGCUUGGCGUCAACACAAAUGACCUGAUCGGAGUACUGGCGGGAUAAGCUUCGCAGCCUAGUCAUAGACAGCGCAGCGACGGCCAUGGCGGCGUCACAUACGUUUAUCACACUCCUGCUAACUGUAAUAAUUUAGUAAUCAUGGUGUCGUGAGGAUCAAGCCAAUCCAG
Molecule: messenger RNA, 1636 nt
Organism: Canariomyces notabilis
Lineage: Eukaryota; Fungi; Ascomycota; Sordariomycetes; Sordariales; Chaetomiaceae
Exons: 6
Coding region: 1-1407 (468 amino acids)
Source: RefSeq, a predicted model, not a curated record